UGUCCAUGGUUGCUGAGUGAUAGUGCCCCUCAACAGUUUGAGCAAUGUUGGAAACAGAAGAUUUCCUCUGAUGAAGAAGUGUUGAUGAUUGUAUUUCAACUACAAAACUAUUGCCCUGUAGGUUUGUUUGAAACUCUUUCAGUGAAACUAGACAAAUACUUCAUUUGCCGUAAAGACUGGCAAUAUGGCAUCAUGGCAGUCAGUGAGGUGGGAAAGAACAAAAUUUUGGUGCAACUUGAACCAAAACAAAGAAGUGAGGAAAUCCUCAUUUCUGUAAGAACACAAAGCAAGAAACUCAAACAAGCAUGGGAGGUUAUGGUGCAGAUCAUCAAUACAACAAAGGAGCUCCUCCAACAGUGGCCAGGUGUACUGUACUGUGUCCGAGUGGUCUGUCCACACUGUCUGAAGCAAGGAGAGAAAAAUCCUCACCGGUUCUCUGGAGCUGUUCUUGACAAGGCACCAAGAGGCACUGUUGUGUGCCCCAAAACAAUGGAAGAGAUUGAUCCCAGACUGAUUCACCCAGAAAUAAGCCCAGCUCAGUGGCAGCAGAGGAGAAAGAGAGCCCUUGAGGAGAGUGGGAAGAGCCCAGCUCCUGAGGAGAUCAUGAUGAUGGAGAAACAACCACGAUAUUCAGAACCAGAACUAGAACCUGAAAAUACAGUGAGGAACAACACAUCAGUUCAUACAACACAUGUUUCCAAGGACUGUCUUGCACAAAACAAUGCUGACACAGAAAAUGUAUGGGAAAGGUUCAGAAGUAUGUCGAUAGAGAUGCAGCCAGGAGAUGAAGGUAACAGACUUGCAGCCCACCUGAUGGAGUCAGGCCUCACACUUCGCCCAGACGUGCCCAGAGAUGGGAACUGCCUCUUCCAUGCAGUAUCUGACCAACUUGUGCGCACUGGAAGUCAGCCAACCAGUCACUCACAGCUCAGACAAGACGUGGUCACCUAUCUGAGGCAACAUCCUUACAAUGGGCAGGGUGAUCACCUUUGUAAGUUUGUACCAGAUAAAGACUGGGAAGACUAUUUACAGGAGAUGUCACAAAAUGGAGUGUGGGGAGACCACAUUGUUCUACAGGCCUUUGCUUCCAUGUUAGACAGGGACAUUAGGAUCGUGUCCAGCAUUGAUGCAGACAACUACACAACCAUACUGACACCUAUGGGAAACCAACAAGAUACAACAGGACCACCACUACUGCUUGGUCACUAUGCUGAAAACCACUAUGCCAGCCUGGAUGUCUGCCAAAGAUGUGCGGUCCUGCUAGUCAGUGAUGAGUAUGGCACUUCCAAGGGUGGGAUUUCCACCAUCAACCAACAGCUGGCACUACUAUUAAGACGUUUUGGAGCAGUUGUGUACUGCACAGUACUAUGGGCAACAACAGAAGACCAGGAAGAAGCAAGAAAAGAUGGUGUCCAUCUCAUCAGUCCAUUUGUGCGACCUGGAGACAAAAGGAAACCAUCCUUAGACUGGCUCACGUAUGACCACCAUAUCAGAUUCCCAAACCUUCCUGAAGAUGUGGGCUACAUUGUUGGUCAUUCUGGUAUCACAGACAAGGCAGCCGAGGAUAUAAAAAACAGCCGCUAUCCACAAGCAAAGCUCUUCACAUUCAACCAUACAAUACCUGAAGAUACAGAACACUACAAGGGAGGACAGAAAACAUUGAAAGCAUGGGAAAAAGAAAUGGAAAUACUCAAGGUAGCUGCUGCUGCAGAUGCUGUUUUCUCUGUGGGUAAACGAAUCUACGACCACUUCAAAACCAUGUACAAAGGAGACAAGAACCCAAAGAAACAUCACCUCUUCCUCCCAAAGCCUUCCGAGACAUUUGAGAACACUCAUGUCAAGCCAGGAGGAGAACAGAAAGUUGUCUUGUUUAUCGGGAGAGUAAAAAAUGUUGAACGACUCAAAGGGCACGACUUGGCAGCACUGGCGAUAGGCAAAGCUGCAGAGGAGAUAGCAAAAUAUAAUACUAGUAUCCGAAUGCGUGUGCGUGGCAUCAGUGAAGAUGAUUUUGAGACAAGCCAGAGAAUCCUAGAAGACAACUUGCAAAGUGGCAGACUCAAACCAACUCUGAUUCCCUAUGGCACACAGAAGGAGAUCAGUGAUGACAUGAAGACAGCCCAUCUAGUCCUGAUGCCAUCUCGGGCUGAGCCGUUCGGACUUGUUGGACUGGAGGCCCUGGCAGCAGGCAUCCCUGUCCUCAUCUCAAGCCAAUCAGGACUUGCAGACCUAAUCAACGACUUGAUCCAGACAGGAAAAUGUGACGCAGACCUCAGGCACAGGAUUGUGGAAACAAGCGUGAAUGUUAGUGACCUGGACAAAGAUGCAUGUAAGUGGGCAGAUAAAAUCGUGGACACUCUCAGGCGGAAUGAUGAAGAGUUUAAGAAAGCAGCCCGUUUCAAACAGCAACUUCAGGACUCCAAGUAUUGGGAGGAAUCUCACCAAAUUUUCCUCCAGGCAUGUGGCAUUACAAAUACCUCUUAGAAUUAUAUAGUACUUAGUAAGUUGGAGUCAGGAAACAUGGGAGCUGAACAACAGGAGAUAACUUUUGUAAUGACCAUCUGAAAUCUAUGAUUUUGUAUUGGUUGGAAACAUUCUUUCUCCUCAGUGAGCACACAUAUGUUGCAAUGUACAAGAAAAUGAAAUAAUAUAAAUUUUAACUGUUGGAAGUGGCAAUGAAUAUUUUUGUUGAAGACAAUAUGACAGUUUGACUGUAAAAUGUUUUCCAACUGAACAAAUCUUGUGUAACCAAACCAAAUGUGCAAUCAAAUGAAAGUAAAAUGGAUAAGUUACAAAUACAGAAAUGUGUUGCAUGGCAAAUUGUAGAUAAGUCAUACAGUAACCACCUUGUUCAUCUAGACCUCUAGUGCAGCUCUAGAUCUAACCCUCUUCCUGCUUCAGGUCCAUACAGUUUUCUAUAGUUGUCUGUUAACUUUGAUGUCAAUAAUUUAAAAUAUUAUAUUUUUGUACGUUUGAUGUAAAUAAAGAUUAUAUUUUUGUAUGUUUGGUGUAAAUAAAGAUUAUAUUUUAUA
Molecule: messenger RNA, 3029 nt
Organism: Branchiostoma belcheri (Belcher's lancelet)
Lineage: Eukaryota; Metazoa; Chordata; Leptocardii; Amphioxiformes; Branchiostomatidae
Exons: 7
Coding region: 85-2481 (798 amino acids)
Biological process (GO): apoptotic process; proteolysis
Cellular component (GO): cytoplasm
Source: RefSeq, a predicted model, not a curated record